UCCCACCUUUACUCUCGGUCAUCAUGAGGACUCUGGUUGUUCUGGCAGUGAUAGGAGUGUGCUCCGCCUCCACCUAUCAGGCCCACAACCCUGACCACAGUUACAGCGUCCCCGUCCAGCCCAGGUGGAGGGGUCCCGUGGCUGCUACCGUCCCCGCCGGCGUGAACGGAAGAAUCGAACAGAUCCCCGACACCCCUGAAGUUGCCGCCGCUAAAAACGAUUUCUUCAGGGCCUACAACAACCAGUUGGCUGCUGUUAGUUACGGUACUCCAGGUUACGCUCCAUCUCCUCCUGUCUCUCACGGCCCCGUUGUCAGCGCCUUCACCCCCGACGUCCCUUCCUACCCUUAUGGUUUCCCUGCUACCACCUAUAACGUCGCCCCCGUCCAGGUCCGCGACACACCCGAGGUGGCCGCCGCCAAGGCUGAGUUCUUCAGGACCUACGAGAGGCAGGCAGCAGCGGCAGCCGCGGCACCUGACGACUACACCCGGUACUGAGCUGGACUGUAGAGACAUGUCGACCUCCUUCUUUAAUAAUAAUUUUCUAACGACCGCCUCUCUUUCUCCGACAUUACAUCUGAUGUUUUACUUUUUCGUCAAGAUGAGUUAAGAGAAAAAAAUGCUGAGGCUGAACAUACUUUCAAUAAUUCUCUGUUGUCCUUUUUAUUUUGAAGAACCUACAAAAAUAUCAUGUAACUUCUCUUGUGUCGACAAUAAAACUUUUUGAACGAAA
Molecule: messenger RNA, 732 nt
Organism: Homarus americanus (American lobster)
Lineage: Eukaryota; Metazoa; Arthropoda; Malacostraca; Decapoda; Nephropidae
Product: cuticle protein CP1499-like
Exons: 2
Coding region: 24-497 (157 amino acids)
Source: RefSeq, a predicted model, not a curated record